GAAAAAUGAAGAUGGAGUGGGAUCUACGUCAACACUCGGCCGACGGUCGGAACUUGGCAGGCCGUUUCGCUCUAAAAGCCAUUGCUGGGCCGCCAGCCAAUCAUCCUGCUCUUCCGCCUUCUACGCCAAAUCUGGAUGCCUCAGGCUGACUAACAUCGGAGUAAGCAUCGAUCUCAUCGGAUUACAUCUGAUUUUCGUCGUCUUCGUCUCUCUCUUCUCACUUCCUCCUUCAACUUGCUUAUUGCUUCCAGCUUCUUAUAAUUUUAUUUCAGCUGGACGGUACUGCUCGUAUUCCAAACCUAAAAAAAAGACAUUUAGAUUUACAUGGUACUCAACUGAGGCGCUGGUAGCCUUGGGCUGUACGCACUCGUUUUGCCAUACCAUCAACGCAAUAGACAAUAGACAUCGGUUUCAGGGCGCUAUCAUACAGUACAACAAUAUGCCUGUUAAGCGCAAGGCAACUGACAGCGGUCGGUCAAGUAGAGCUUCGAAGCGCGCGACCCCCGUUCCGGACAUUCAGGAUGUCGAUAGUAGCGAUGAAUUUUCAGAAUAUGAUCCAAAGGAAGACAGCCUGAAAGAGGUCGUGGACAAGUUCUCCCUCGAAUCGUUCAGUAACAAGAAGAGCUCCGUGCAGACGCAAGAUCCAAAUUUUGGCUACAAGGACUUCUCCUCAUUAUCCUUGAAACCCGACCAUGCGAACCGUCCCCUGUGGAUCGACCCUCUGAAAGGAACCAUCACCCUGGAGAGUUUCUCUCCGUUGGCCCCCCAAGCGCAGGACUUCCUGACCACCAUCGCCGAACCGCUGUCACGUCCGACCCAUCUGCACGAAUACAGGUUGACGGGAAAUAGUUUGUAUGCGGCGGUAUCAGUUGGUCUUCAGCCUCAGGAUAUCAUCAACUUCCUUGACCGGUUGUCGAAGACGCCCCUCCCGGAUACGAUCAAAUCCUUCAUCAUCGAUUUUACAAAGUCAUACGGAAAGAUCAAGGUCGUGGUGAAACAUAAUCGCUUCUUUGUGGAAAGCACAGACCCGUCUAUGUUGCAGAUGCUUCUCCAGGAUGAAGUCAUUGGAGCUCAGAGGCUACAGCAUGCUUCAGCCGGCAUCACCCAGCAAGCUGCUCCAAAAAUGGGUGGACUCGUCAUUCCUGGAACCAAGGAUGCAGCAGGAGUGAAGCAGAGCACGGACCAGCAGCCGCCGGUAGAAGAAAAUCAGGGAGAGAAGAGCCUGGAGGACGAUUUACUUCUAGCCAUACGCGAUGAGGAUGACGAAGAAGAGCAAGCUCAGGUCCAUAGUUUUGAGAUUCCGAACGAGGCAGUGGAGCCUGUCAAGGCACGCUGCCAGGCAAUGGGCUGCCCGGCGUUGGAGGAGUAUGACUUCCGGAACGACGAAAUCAACCCUACAUUGGAUAUCGACUUGAAACCGCAGGCCCGGAUCAGGAGUUACCAGGAGAAAAGCUUGAGUAAAAUGUUCGGUAACGGACGUGCUAAGAGUGGUAUUAUCGUCCUUCCUUGUGGUGCCGGAAAAACCUUAGUCGGUAUUACGGCUGCUUGUACUAUUAAGAAGGGUACAAUUAUCCUCUGUACGAGUUCCAUGUCUGUGGUUCAGUGGAGGAAUGAGUUCCUCCGAUGGUCGAAUAUUGACCCAGGCGAUAUUGCCGUGUUUACCUCAGACAACAAGGAAAAAUUCCGCAGGUCGACCGGUAUCAUUGUUUCGACAUACUCAAUGGUUUCGCAAACAAGAGCCCGGUCUCAUGACGCACAGAAAAUGAUGGACUGGAUCCAAUCACGAGAAUGGGGCUUAAUGAUUCUCGACGAGGUGCACGUCGUGCCUGCAUCAAUGUUCCGUAAAGUUACAUCGGCUAUCGCAACACAAAGCAAACUCGGGUUGACUGCAACCCUCUUGCGUGAAGAUGAUAAGAUUAAGGAUUUGAACUUCUUGAUUGGCCCCAAGCUAUACGAAGCCAACUGGAUGGAACUUGCGGAACAAGGACAUAUUGCUAAGGUCCAAUGUGCUGAGGUGUGGUGUCCUAUGACUACGGAAUUCUAUUCCGAGUAUAUGAGAGAGAAGUCGAGGAAGGCAGCCCUGCUUUACAUCAUGAACCCUCGGAAGUUCCAGGCUUGUCAAUUCCUUAUCGACUACCAUGAAAAGCGAGGAGACAAGGUCAUUGUGUUUUCUGAUAAUGUCUAUGCUCUUGAGCGUUAUGCCCUUAAAUUGAACAAGGCCUAUAUUUAUGGUGGCACUCCCCAGAACGAACGUAUGCGAAUCCUGGAGAACUUCCAGCACAACGAGCAAGUAAACACCAUCUUUCUGUCGAAAAUUGGAGAUACGUCUCUGGAUCUGCCCGAGGCAACCUGUCUCAUCCAGAUUUCCUCACAUUAUGGUUCCCGUCGUCAGGAAGCUCAACGGCUAGGCCGUAUUUUGCGGGCUAAGCGUCGUAAUGACGAGGGCUUCAAUGCAUUUUUCUACUCGCUUGUCUCUAAGGAUACGGAUGAGAUGUUCUAUUCUUCCAAACGACAAGCUUUCCUUGUUGACCAAGGCUAUGCUUUCAAGGUUAUCACCCACCUUCAAGGCAUUGAAAACCUGGACGGACUGGCCUAUGCCACUCCGGGUGAACGACGUGAGCUUCUACAAGAGGUCAUGUUGCAGAAUGAAACAUCUGCGGAUGUAGAAGCUGUCACGGAUGACUUGUUCUCUGAACGUUCUGGUGGACCUAGGGCGAAGAAGGGAGCCGUCAAACGCAGUGCGGCUACCCUUAGCGGAUUGGCAGGUGGAGAAAACAUGGCAUAUAUCGAAUACAACAAGAGCAGGAACAAGCAGCUGAAGGACAAGGCUGGACAUCAUCCGCUAUUCCGCAAGAUCGAGCGGGAGCGUCUGAAGAGAAAAAAGGAAAUGGAGGAUUGGGCAUGAAUUGAUAUAGAUGCCAAAGGAACUCGAGUUUGACUCGGUUUCAUUCAUCAGAUUGGUACUUUUCCUCCUGGUAAUAGGGUUGCAUUGGUCCUGCAUCUGUUUCUUGAAAAGCAGUUGACAUCAUCUAUCCACAGGAUAUAUAAUAA
Molecule: messenger RNA, 3051 nt
Organism: Aspergillus alliaceus
Lineage: Eukaryota; Fungi; Ascomycota; Eurotiomycetes; Eurotiales; Aspergillaceae
Product: TFIIH/NER complex ATPase/helicase subunit SSL2
Exons: 3
Coding region: 440-2905 (821 amino acids)
Biological process (GO): transcription initiation at RNA polymerase II promoter; nucleotide-excision repair
Cellular component (GO): transcription preinitiation complex; transcription factor TFIIH holo complex; nucleotide-excision repair factor 3 complex
Molecular function (GO): hydrolase activity; ATP binding; 3'-5' DNA helicase activity
Source: RefSeq, a predicted model, not a curated record